UUUUAUGGAAUCGAUUGCCUUCUUCUUCAGUUACAACAAUUGCUUAUAAAGAAGGUCAUGUUGCGACAGGUCUCAAAGAUGGAUUCAUAUGGAUUUAUCACUGUAUAAUUGAUGAACAAGGCGUCCUUCAAUUACGACAUAAAGUUCUCUGCAUUGGUCAUAAAUCGGCCAUUACUGCUCUAACUAUCACAGAAGGGUUAACUGAUGGCUGUGUUGGGAAUAAUUAUGUAUUAAUUAGUGCUUCAGAAGAUGGAGAAGUUAUGAAAUGGUGUUUAUUAGAUGGACGAUGCCUUGUGUGUAUGCCUAAAGCUUUUGAUGGUCCAAUUAGGAGUAUUAAACCAUUAGCUGCAUGUGCUGAGACGCCUAAAAUUCUCCUUUGCUCUGGGUUCUCAAAUGAAAUCACUAUAUUAAACAGCACAUCUCUGGAGGUUGUGAGAAUUUGGGCUGGUCAUAACGAUUGGGUUGCUUGUACACCAUUUUAUGAUUCCGAUGCACGCCAAUUAAGACUUCUAUCUUCAAAUUUUAAUGGAUUUCUGAAAAUUUGGGCAUUUGAUGAAAAUAGACAGACCAUUAUAAAAGAGUAUGAUAAUGUUGGAAUACUGCAGGCUCAGGGCGACAAAAUUCUUGAAUUAAUCAAUAACCCAUAUGAUAUUGGUGUGAUAAUGGCAAUUACAAAUAAUUAUAUUAUU
Molecule: messenger RNA, 689 nt
Organism: Scutellospora calospora
Lineage: Eukaryota; Fungi; Glomeromycota; Glomeromycetes; Diversisporales; Gigasporaceae
Source: the annotation of a GenBank genome assembly